Messenger RNA from Pogona vitticeps (central bearded dragon), 1784 nucleotides. It is a transcript of the gene ERMN, whose product is annotated as ermin. The record is from RefSeq and is a predicted model, not a curated record. Gene Ontology annotation, biological process: actin filament organization; regulation of cell projection organization; morphogenesis of a branching structure. NCBI's taxonomy places the organism in Eukaryota, Metazoa, Chordata, Lepidosauria, Squamata, Agamidae. Gene Ontology annotation, molecular function: actin filament binding. Gene Ontology annotation, cellular component: internode region of axon; extracellular exosome; neuronal cell body.
GCUGCCGAUUGGAUAGCUUCCUGGAAAGGGAGCACUGACAAAUCCAGACAUUAUGACUCUAUUCUCUCCGUUGGCUCCAGGACGUUUAUGAGAAGGAAGGUUGUUGACUCUUUCAUAUUCAUAUAAUUUGCAAAAAGCAGCUGUGGACAAUCAGUUGAUUUGAAUUUUGCUAUUUUAUUGGAUAUCGGUUCAUUCCUGGACGGAUCCUUGCAAAGGACAAGUUGGAUACUGCAGUCAUCAUCAUGACAGAAGAUGUCCACGUUCCAAACAGCAUGUCUGAAUAUAAUCGGAAUGUGCCCUCUGAAAAACCCCAGCUACAGGUUACUGAUAUUAUUGAUCAAAUAGCCAAUUCUGUUGAGGGAUUUCCUUAUGAAACGACACAGCCUGAACCUCUUUUACUGUUUAUGCCAGAAAAGCAAGAAGGAGUCAACCAUUUAAUAGAGAACACUGUAUAUGAAACAGGUGAUGUUGAAGCAUCCGAAGUUUCAGCUGGGGUGAAGGAAGAUCAAGGAAAGCCAGAGGGAAACAAGGAGCAAAAAGCUGUUAACUCUUCCCAGGAAACAAGAGAUUUGGAAGAAGAAGAUGGAGAAGGGACUUGUGAGGAGACUCAUCCUGUAACCACCAAGGAACAGGAAGUAAUUAAAAAGAAAGAAAGGAAUGUCCAGUCUCUUCAGGAUGAGGAGGUCUGCAACACUAACCAGGCAGAAGAGGAACCAGAAGAAGAAGUGCAGUUGAAUGAAACCAAGGAGCAAAUGAAAGAAGAGACACAACUGGAAGCGACAGAAAAUGCAACAGAGGAAGAGUCAGAAGAACGAGCGCAGAAAGAAAAUUGUAAGGAUUCCGAUUCUCAUAAAAAAGGGCAGGAGGCCAACAGCAAAGAAUUUCUUCCUACCAGCCCACAGUGUAACUCUCAGACUGAGCAACCUGAUGAGCAACCAGGCACUCUGAGAAAAAGUGAUAUCUCCCGGCACAGUUAUUCUCGAUAUAAUACGAUAUCUUAUCGGAAGAUCCGUAAAGGAAACACGAAACAGAGAAUUGAUGAAUUUGAGUCCAUGAUGCAUUCAUAAACUGAGGCAGAGAAUUUGAUUGACAUGGUGUAAUUAAUUCAUCUCUUCCCCAUUCCAUUGCAGUGCCAGACAUUACUCCACAUGUAAUACCGAGUUAUCAAAAUGUCUUUUGUGGCUUUGAUCCAACUAAACUUAGUAAUGACUAAGAGUAUCAUCCUAGAUAUCCUUCCUGCUAUGGAGUAAAGCUCACAGCCCGCAUGGAGAUUUCCCCCUCCAAAAGUAAAUGUGCCUUGGAUUGGGCUAAAGUCCGGUGCACAUUUUUCUGAAGUAAGUCCUACUGAGUGUAAUUGGACUUACUCCUGAGUAGAUCUAUGAUGUUUGAGCUAUAAAUUGCACUGAAGCCAACAAAAAAGUUAGUUACGAUUAACUUUUUCCUUUUUUUCUUACUGGGAUUUAGUCAAAACUACGUUUACCUGGAUUGGGCCCAAUACGUGUAAUUUGACAAUAUACUUCAAAAAUGUAACCACAUUUCAUAUUUCAGUAUGAAAUAACAAAUAUCUGUAGCAUUUAUCAGCAUUUUAAUAAAUUUAGCUCAGCUUGAUUUUUAAGCCUCAUUUAAAGAAAAGCCUUUCAUACUGUUCAUUUUUGGUAUUACCGUUGAAGAAACAGUUUUAGAGUAAUGGGCGGUCUUUCAAGAUUAUAUCCCAUUUGGCUGAUUCCAUGACAAACAGACUAAUGUGAGGUUAAAAUAACUACAAUAAAAUGUUAACACUGGAA